AUGGCUUCUAAGGAGAUUCAUGUCAUUGCGACCUUCAAACCGAAGGCAGGAAAGGUGGAUGAGGUAGCAAAACUCCUCGCCGCGUCAGUAGCCAACAUCCACGAAAAGGAGCCAGAUACCUUGCGAUUCUUUGUGCUGCGGCCUAAAAAAAGCGACGAGCUUAUCAUUGUUGAAAAAUAUAAGGACGUGAACGCGCUCAAAGUCCACGGAGCCACUGAUUACUUCAAAGCGCUGGGCGGGAAACUUGCGCCGCUGCUUGACGGGCCAGCAGACUUGAAAUUCUGCAGCUUUGUCACCGGAUACGAGGGGAGGCCAUCGAAAUUGUGA
Molecule: messenger RNA, 327 nt
Organism: Ophidiomyces ophidiicola
Lineage: Eukaryota; Fungi; Ascomycota; Eurotiomycetes; Onygenales; Onygenaceae
Exons: 3
Coding region: 1-327 (108 amino acids)
Source: RefSeq, a predicted model, not a curated record